Anopheles nili is the source of this 771-nucleotide messenger RNA. RefSeq names its product transmembrane protein 186. Gene Ontology annotation, cellular component: mitochondrion. The coding region runs from base 85 to 771 and encodes 228 amino acids. The record is from RefSeq and is a predicted model, not a curated record. Lineage: Eukaryota; Metazoa; Arthropoda; Insecta; Diptera; Culicidae. The transcript is spliced from 2 exons.
UUAUUGUAUUUACUGUAAAAUACGGUCAUACCGUACGUUCACUGAAAUUUAUUUGAAAAGAGUUCUUCAACGACAUUGAGCAGUAUGUUACAAAGUUGUCGCAUAUUUAGGUGUUUUAGCAAAACAAAUGUUAGUGUUAUAUCAUCACUAACCCGGCAUCAGCCUAUCGUUUAUCAAAGGAGCAUCCGUACCCCGAUUUUCGGAAGCCUUGUACAGAAUUGUUCCACAAAAUCAGCGUUGAUAAACACGGACAAUAAAAAAAGCACCGAUAAUGACGCUAACGAUACGAAUUGGAACACAAUUUACCAUUUGCCGUCAAUUUUACUCACAGCUUCGCUGAAACGUUUGAAAUUCUAUCCCGUGAUAUGUACGGGGAUAACUGUACCGGUAGCUAUGGGACUUGCUUACUUGAACAUUUGGUCGAUGGCGACAGCAGAAAUUUGUGGCGCAAUUGGUUUAACCACGGCUAUGACGCUGUCGAUUUUUGGAUUGUUUACUAAUAAUCUUAUAGGAUUCGUGUACUGCGAUGAUCAGCUAACCAAGGUUAAAAUAUCUUUCUUAGAUGCUAAAGGCAAACGACAAGAUCGCAUCUACUCCGUAGAUGAUCUGGUAUCCAGAACGGAGCUCCCUCAGUCCUUCUUGAAGAUUUACUUUCCAGUAAAAAAUCACGAAAAUGGCGAUGUUUACAAACUCGUGCAUCGAUAUGGUGAAAUUUACGAUGUGCAUGCAUUUAACAAAGUAUUUGGGCACGACGUUGUAACUAGAAGUUAG